Messenger RNA from Haliotis rufescens (red abalone), 4834 nucleotides. RefSeq lists its product as uncharacterized. The record is from RefSeq and is a predicted model, not a curated record. Gene Ontology annotation, cellular component: membrane; cell surface. The transcript has 11 exons. Bases 16 to 2391 code for a protein of 791 amino acids. NCBI's taxonomy places the organism in Eukaryota, Metazoa, Mollusca, Gastropoda, Lepetellida, Haliotidae.
AACAGGACAGACAUAAUGAUUGUUCUCUUCUUCUCUGUUCCAGGUGGUGUGUCUGCCCAGCAGCGUUGUACCAUUCCAGACCCUAAUGUUCGUCUGUACAAUGAUGGUGGACCGGGAGGUCUCGGACUCCUGGAGGUGAAGGACCUCGCCACAAAUUCAUGGGGGUCUGUCUGUGCUGAUAACUUUGACGUUGCGACAGCGAAGGUCGUGUGCAGGAUGGUGUGUUUCGAUGACACAUACGCCACCCCGAUGAUGAUACAAAACAUCACCCUGCUGGCACGCUUCAAGGUGAUGUUCAACCCCUACUGCCACGGUGGAGAGACUAACCUUCUGACUGGGUGCCAACACUCUCCCUGGGGAGACGUCGCUGGCUGCACUGACGCUGUGUACAUGACCUGUCUGGAGGACAACCCCUGUCAUCCUGAACAUUGUGUGGCUGAACCUGAUGCUCCGAGCAUCUCGUGCAACGACACGUAUAUGAGAGUGGAGUUUAGCAAGGUGCAUGACAAGGACCUCACUCCGGCCGACAUCUCUCUCAUGACUCACGGAUGCCCUAUCGACACUUACAGCCACGACUUUGGGUCUGGAGAUCAAGUUGUGUCGGCUCUCAUCGCUUUAGAUACAUGUGGUGUCAAGACUAAGGGAAAUUCGACUCAUCUGUUCUACGAGACUAAGCUGGUUCACAAUGCAGUCACUGACAGCAGUGGCAUAACACGUGGAGGCGCAUAUGUCGUGGACGCCACGUGUGCCUUCAAAAGAGAACAUGAGGUUAACAUAGGCGUUGAAAUUGUCACGCAGUCCAUUAGUGUUAUUGGCAGUGGAGUGUUUCAUUUCAAGAUGUUUUUGUGGAAGUCAGACCAUUUCUUCGAGCGGUAUACCGGUACAGUUAGUCUCCACAUCAACGACUGUUUGAACGUGACCGUGGACCUAAUCACCAACAACAACGAUCUGAAAGUGGUGGUACCGGAUUGUUGGGUGACUCCAGAACCGGACAACCCCCCUACCCACUCAGUCUAUCUGAUGAGAAACAAGACAGCUGAGGAGAAGACUCUUGUCGGGUACCCUUUAUCCCACUACAGGUUCGGGUUCAAAUUCAGAGUUUUCCAGUUCGGAUACAUCAACAAGAUAAGAGUCCACUGCAAGGCCAUUGCUUGUGAAUGGAACGAAAGCAGUACGACUUGCCAGAGCCGAUAUCACUAUCGCAGAAAGAGGGACACCGAUGACAACACUGUCAGCAGCACUGUUAUCAUAAACCCAGUAGACAGCGUUGACAACUAUCCCGUACUACGUGGGGUACCAGCUUUCCGGAAGAAGCACAAGCAUCCAGGUCAAGAGAAGACGAAGCUGAGCAGAGGCCAGAUGGGGGCAGCAACGGCAAUACCACCUUCUUAUCUGACACCAACACCAUCACUUGCAGAGGCACCAGAUACACCCGAAGGGCCCAAAGGUUCCCCAAACAAACCAGUUGUGCAUGCAAUACUUUGGAAAACAUCUGAUCUGACCUCAGACCUCGGACCCCGCCCUGACCUUCACCGGAAUCAGACGGUACACAUGACCUUGGAAACAGAACCUAUCACGUCGGAGUUCGAACAGAGUAUUCAUAUCACCACAUGCGGGAUGCAUCCUUGGAACAAGGGAAAACCUUUUGUAGAGCUUCUAAGAAAUGGCCUUCCCAGCGAGAACACGAUGACCGUGACGAGAAACAGGGAUCGCAUAGCGCUGGAAUUCAAGACCCCACUGGAACAUCAGUUUACAUUCAUUGUCAUCUCCUGCAAGGUGCACGCAUGCUUUGAGGAUCGUCCUACGUUGUGUUCCGAGGACACGGAGGCUCAGACAAGCGCCAUCUUAAUCAUCGACUGUACGUACUCUUCACCAGCUGUAUAUCCCAUGCUUCAGAAUACCAAUCCUUUACCAAAGUCCGCUGCUGAGACCUCAGGGGACCAUCCGACUAGCCACCUGCGAAAAUCCGCUGCACCAACUGAGAUAUCAGAGGACCAUCCGACUAGCCACCUGCGAAAAUCCGCUGCACCAACUGAGAUCUCAGAGGACCAUCCGACUGGCCACCUGCAAAAAUCCGCUGCACCAACUGAGAUCUCAGGGGACCAUCCGACUAGUCACCUGCGAAAAUCCGCUGCACCAACUGAGAUCUCAGAGGACCAUCCGACUAGCCACCUGCGAAAAUCCGCUGCACCAAAUGAGAUCUCAGAGAAGCAUCCGACUAGCCACCUGCGAAAAUCCGCUGCACCAUUUGGAGACUUAGAGGAUCCUGAGCCUGUUGCAGAAGCAUUUCAGGCAGGCGACCCUCAGUUGGCGAAUGGUCAUGGUAACCGACACAGUGGCACACUGCUCGCGUACACGUCCAUCAUCCUAGUGUAUGGAGUCUUCGUGUAGAUGACAUGUGUACUGCUCAACGUUAUCUAUACUGAACAAAAUAAAUCAGGGAUCAUGAAUAUUUUGGGGGAUAUUUUGAUGAAAUUGUAUGCUCCGUCCACACAACAAAAAAAUCCCCCAAAAUAGUCUUGAUCUCUUAUCAUAUUCGUUCAGAAUAGAAAAUCAACUGCGUGAUGUGAUGUUUACAAAAUGAACUUAAAAGCAUAUUAUUUAACCUGCGAACCUAUUGUAUAUAAGGUAUUAAUUAACAAUAAUCGUCUUGUGGCUAGCAGUAAUAAAUAUAAGAAUCAACAUGAGAUGACAUAUUCCCCGGUCUGGAGCUAUUCGGAAAGUUUAGCUACCUGUACCCACUUUUGGUUCAUUGUCAUUGGAUACCUUCAGUUUAGUGAAGAUGCAAAUAAUGCUGUCCAAUGUGCAAAAAGAUCAAAAGGCAAUAGUUCACAACAACAUUGGCCUGUAUAGCAAGUUUCAUCAAGAAAUGCUAAAGGGGUUAGAAGUUCUGCUCCGGUAACGGAAAACGGACGGAGGAUAAACAGGUGGACGGACGGACGGACAUACUGACCGCUUUCGCUGAUAAAAAUUACAAAUUAGACAUGUCACUGAUUCCCUUUGACCUACUUAAAUGAGUGCAACGGUGGGUCUUGGUGUCUUUUAUGAUUAAUAAGGUAUUGCUGAGUUCAGCACUGUUUUAAGCAGUAUCAGAACUCUGUCGCAUGGCUCCUCUAGUUGUGAUAGAGGGGAUGCAAUUUUGGAUGACAUAAAUAGUGCACGUAUAUCAAAGUUAUUGUGUUCCUAGGGGCGGUCGGGUAGCCUAGUGGUUAAAGCGUUCGCUCGUCACGCCGAAGACCCGGGUUCGAUUCCCGACAUAGGUACAAUGUGUGAAGCCCAUUUCUGGUGUCCCCCGCCGUGAUAUUGCUGGAAUAUUGCUAAAAGCGGCGUAAAACCAUACUCACUCACUCACUAUUGUGUUCCUUUUCACAAUAAUUACCCCAUCGUAUCGUUGAUGCUGAACACCUAAUAUCAUCACAAUUUCAUGAUGAUUCAUGAACACAUGCUCAUGGUAUAGUCGGGAUCAUACAAUCGACUCUUCUUUAGGCAGAGAUUUCUUAUGAAUAUAGAAAGGGUUUUGUAGCUUUCAAUUAUUCAUUUGGAACAAUACAUCAUACCGUCCAUAUUUAUGUGGUUUUUAUCCACAUGAUAAUGUAUUUCAACUAAUGUUUGUUUUGUGGUGGAAUAUUUAUUACUGUUUGAAUUUAAUUACUUAUCAUAAUUGUUUAUAGGUAGACUAUUUAUAAGUGUAAUGACUUUAUUUAUCAACUUAUUGUGCUUGUGUAGAGCUGGAAAUAUUGACAAUUGUUUUGAACUACUGGUAAGCCAGGAUAAGUUGUGUUGUGGCCUGUCAGUUAACCCCGUAUGACUUUGUAUUGGGUCCUCUCAAUGGCGCGUACCAUUGUGAAGAAAGGGGAAGCUCGCGGUCCACGACAAGUAGUAGGAUGGAUAUGUGCGUGUCCUGCCUCGGCUGACAACGAGUUCCAGUGGAAAGUUCAGUAGAUCAUAAUAGUAAGUGCUGAUGUGAGGUACCCGAUGACUGUCAAGACGGUGACGGCAAAUUAGCAUAGAGAACAAUUAUUGAGAAGUAUCGUUACAAUGAAGGGAAUACUGUUUUAACUCCUGAAAGCAAUAAUCAAUAGUGUCAUGUCUGUCAUCAAAUGAUUGUGGAGGUUGAUACUUUCCUAGUGAUAUUUGACUCAAGUACCUACUCCUUAUUUAAUCCCAUGUGAUUGUUACUGUAAACGUAAUAUAGCUCGAACCUGAGAAUAUAGGAUUUGGCUAUGCAUAACUUUGACAUAUUUACUGGUAUUUGUAAUUAACUUCUAUCAAACGACGUUCAGAGAAUUCUGGAAUCGACUUGUCACACCGACCUCUUAAUGGGCUCAUGAGCAUCACAUGUGGUCACGGGAGCUUAGUCAGUUUCAUCGAUAUGUCUUGCACGUGCACAACGUGCGUACACACUCUCUACCUGCAACAAACCAAACAUGUUUGCCCAAAUUAUGUGAACCGCCUACUUGUGUCAAACGCGUUUUGUGAGUAGGUUCAACUUAUCCUGGAUAACCUGUAAUUUAUCGACUCCUUAUGGUGGUGGAUAACUUUUUAUUGUAUUGGGCAGAUUCAUCAAGGCCCAAUAACAUUAUUGCCGUUUUCUGUUUGUUGCACCAACUGAGUGUGUUUGAUGGACUGCAGGUGUUUAUCUAAUACGGGAUUUUGUAUAUGAUACAGCAUUUUUAUCACUUGAUUGUCUGGUUCAGACUCGAUUGUUAACAGAUCCUUGCAAUGAUUGCCACAAUGAAACCGUACACAGUAUUAUCAAAUUCGCCGACUUAUGUCGUAAUCUUUGUAAUAUGUUUUGUUUUUUAUUUCUCAUGUGAAUAAAUAUUAGGCUGUG